This is a messenger RNA of Somion occarium, 2989 nucleotides long. The record is from the annotation of a GenBank genome assembly. Lineage: Eukaryota; Fungi; Basidiomycota; Agaricomycetes; Polyporales; Cerrenaceae.
AAGCUCAAGCUCAUUGGUUUCCGUUCUCUAGAUACAGUAUGUUGGAGCCAUGUGGUAUUCCAAUCAGAGGUCGCACAACUGUCAUCCAAUAGCCGUCAUGUGCAUUCUGCUCCUAAGUAGACGAUCACGUGUGCUUACUUUAACUAUUGCGCCUGUGCGAUGAUUCUCAGACUUUCUCCUCCUCUUCCAAUACGUCUCGUUGGCAACUAAUCAUUGCGGGGUCCAGGCAUCGCAAUAAACGGAAGUUAAUAAUGUUUUAGCGCGCAGCCAUGCAGAGUUUGUCGGUCUCGACGACAGUCUUGGCUUCCACAACUCAUCCAACUAUUAUUUCCUUCGUUUGACUCCUACGUGACUCUACAGUGCAAAGCAGGCUUUGUUCUCUAUCAUCUAGAAAGUUCGCUUUCGCUCAGACUACAUAUAAUCACCACCAUCAUCUAUCAGCAUGUCCUGGAAACUUGGUAAGAGCAAGCCCAAGGCCAACGUCACCAGCCUGGCCAUCCAAGAUCUCCAGAUUUCUCCCCGUUCUACUACACCUACCCCGGGCAAUCCUAAUGGAAAGCCUAUGCCACGCUCGGGCAUUCUCGCGAUCAGAGUACUCUGGUCGGAGGGCUUGAACGUUCCUGGUGCUGUCCCACCUGCAGUACAAGCAGCGCUGUCAUCUCAGCAAGCCAAAGCUGCGGCCUCAGUGUCACCUUCGAGCGUAACUCAGCAUAGGCUGGCCAGUCACAAGAAGGGUACUAGAGAUAGCGUGCAACGUCAGCAAUGCUGGUGGCUUCCUUACCUCGUCAUGGAGUUUGAGGUCAAUCAGGUGCUGAUUACGCCUCUGGGAGGAGACAUGGAGAAGCCUUUGUAUAUGUAUGAGACCCAUUUCGAUGUAUCCAGAAACUCAGAGAUCUCGAUCCAAUGCUACCUGCGUACUGAGGAGCCCAAACGCGGAAGCGAUGGAAUCGCGGAUGAUAUGGGCAACGAUAUAUUCAUGGGCGGUGUGAGGUUCAAGCCCGACUUCGAUGACUUGCCCACUCAGGAUACGUGGUAUGAACUCGUUGGUGGUUCUGGCAAGAUCCAGAUUGGCCUGGCUUUCCAGCCCAAUAAUGGCCAAUCGUUGACGAUUGAUGACUUCGAGUUAAUCACCGUCAUUGGUAAGGGCAGCUUCGGCAAGGUCAUGCAAGUGCGCAAACGUGAUACAUCCCGCAUAUAUGCACUCAAGACCAUCCGAAAGCAACACAUCGUUGAACGAGGCGAGAUCACGCAUACACUCGCAGAACGUCUGGUCCUUGCUCGCGUCAACAAUCCUUUCAUCGUGCCCUUGAAGUUCAGUUUCCAGUCGGCACAAAAGCUGUACCUUGUAUUGGCCUUUGUCAAUGGCGGAGAGCUGUUCCAUCACUUACAACGCGAACAGCGUUUCGAUGAGGAACGUGCUCGAUUCUAUAGUGCCGAAUUGCUACUUGCUCUUGAACAUUUGCAUGAACUCGACGUUGUCUACCGUGAUCUGAAACCGGAGAACAUCCUGCUCGACUACACUGGCCAUAUCGCUUUGUGCGACUUCGGCCUGUGCAAGUUGAACAUGAAGGAUUCAGACACGACGAACACGUUCUGUGGUACACCUGAAUACCUUGCCCCUGAGAUUCUCUACAAUCAGGGAUACAGUGAGUACCAUAUUCACCAUGGUCAUGUUUUCACUAACAAUAUGCACGCAGGCAAGGUCAUAGACUGGUGGACGCUUGGUGUUCUCCUCUAUGAGAUGUUGUCUGGUCUCCCGCCUUUCUUUGAUGAGAACACCGACACCAUGUACCAGAAGAUUCUCAAUGAUCCUUUGGUAUUCGGUGACGAAAUCAGCCCACAAGCUCGAAGCAUCUUAAGCAAGCUCUUGGAUCGUGACCCCACCCGUCGUCUCGGUGUCAAUGGCGCAGACGAGAUCAAAAGUCACCCGUUCUUCUCUCAGAACAUCGACUUCGAUAAGCUCUUGCAAAAGAAGAUCCAGCCACCUUUCAAGCCGAGCGUCGCCAGUCCUGUGGACGUGUCUAACUUUGACACCGUGUUCACGGCCGAGCCUCCUACUGAUAGCGUUGUGGAAGGCUCUCAACUCUCGCAGACCGUUCAGGCACAAUUUGCUGGUGAGUCAUGCCAUAAUUGUGUAUGCUUGCAAAACCUGAGUUGUUUAUCCAUGACUAGGUUUCUCGUAUGACGGCACCAACAUGCCAAUCAGCCCAGUCUAAUUAUAUCUUCGCUCGUAUCUAUCCCGCAUCUAGAUUUUAAUCCGCUUGGAUUCAACGCCAUUUCACUCCUUCCUUGCUAUAAUGUUUUCCGCCAUCCCAUCGUUUGCCACUAUUGUACUCAUCCAUUCGUUUCUCGUCAUCAUCAUUCGGUUUACCAUAGGAACACCAUUCGUUUAUUCGUCCCGGUACAUACAUACAGACCACUUGGGUUCGUCGUCGCUGGUCGGAUUGGAUAACUUGUCGUAUAAUAUACCUCCAUCACAUUGAAUACCACCAUUCAUCGAAUACAUGUUUUCAAGAUCUCUGUGCGGCUGCUGCCCAUUCUACCUCCAGGAUCCCCAUGGAGAUCACGUCUUGCCAACCUCCAUCGAUCCAGACUCCUUUCCUCACCCGACCUUCUUCCACAAAUCCACUAUAUGCUAAAAAAUGAAAAAGAUUAAGCCUCGUCGACGUCUUCUUCUUUUCAUAUUAUACUUACACUCUCCGAUAUAACUGGAGAUACCCUUCAUCUGUUUCGAAUACAGUCAAACUCACUCGGUGAAGAGCCAAGGCUUUGAACGCGUGACCGAGAAUAAAUUCCAAGGCUUCCUCUCCGUAAGGCUUCCUCUCCGUAAUUGUCCCCGCGUUGAUAAGGUGCGAUGAUCAGCCCGAGGUGUCCAUCUCGAUUCUUCGCGCUACUCAUGGUUAUGUGCAUGUAUCCUACGAACUCUGUUCCACUGCCAGUGGUUGCAUGCACCAAUUUUAUGAAUAGCGACGUAUAUCAGUGCAUCGUC